UAGAGCACCGUAUCAGUCGCAGUGCCGGCCGUUCAUUAUCAGUUUUCAGUCGGCGGCCGGCAUUCAGUCGAGACCGAAUCGUACGAUAUUAUAGCCGUUGUCGUGUCGGUCGGUUUGAAAAAACAACGUACGAAAACAAAUCAAAUCGCGUGCGAACAAGUCAUCGUACGAGUUACAAACGCGAUCCUUGUGCGAUUGAAUAGACGCGCGCGACAACCGCUUUGCCAUAGUAUAGUGUUGCGGCGUUCGCGUGGAGGUACUUAUUGUAAGUAAAUAACGCACCGGAGAAGGUAUUUCCAGGAUGCGUUCCAGGUGUGCGCUUUUGGUGCAGUUGUCCGCGUGCGCCGUCGCGCUGUGUUGCGGUUGGACCGCGGUGGUCACGGCGGUCGCGUCGUCAUCACGUGCGAGCGACAACGAUGGGGCCCUGUACCUGACGCCCCUGAUACGCGCCGGUAAGAUCGACGAGGCGCGGGCCGCGUGCAAUGUGAAACCCAUGAAAGCGGCCAUCGAAAGUUAUUCCGGUUUCCUGACCGUGGACGACCGGUACGGUUCCAACAUGUUCUUUUGGUUCUUCCCGGCCGCAAGCGGCGCGGCCGACGCGCCUGUACUGCUGUGGCUGCAGGGCGGCCCCGGCGCGUCCAGCCUGUAUGCGGUGUUCAACGAGCACGGCCCGUUCUCGGUGGCCAAGAAACACGGGCUCAAACUGCGCAAUCUCACGUGGACGACCACGCACUCGGUGCUGUACGUGGACAACCCGGUAGGUACGGGAUUCAGCUUCACGAACGACGACGCCGGCUACAGCGAAGACCAAACAACUGUCGGUCUCAAUCUGUACGAGGCGUUGGUGCAGUUCUUCACGCUGUUCCCCGAGUUACGGAAAAACGAUUUCUACGUGACCGGCGAGUCGUACGCCGGUAAGUACGUGCCCGCUGUGUCGUACGCCAUCCACUUGAACAACCCCAACGCAAACGUCAAGAUCAACCUCAAGGGAUUGGCCAUAGGCAACGGGCUGGUCGACCCCGUCAACCAGUUGGUGUACGGCGAGUACCUGUUCCAACAUGGAUUCGUCGACGAGGACGGUAAGCGAAAGAUCGAGGAGCUGGAGAACACGGCUCGCGGUCAGAUCCUCGGCAACGACUUCAAAGCCGCGUUCCGGACGUUCGACAUGCUAUUGAAUGGUGAUGUGUACCCGUACCCGACGUUGUUCCAGAACCUGACCGGCAUGCGGUACUACUUCAACAUGCUGUGGGAACGCGACCCUGAGCCUUACGGCGACUGGACUAUGUACGUGCAGCAGCCGAUCAUGCGCAACGCGUUGCACGUGGGACGGCGGCCGCUGAACAACGGCACGGUGGUCGAACAGCACAUGAUGGAAGACGUGAUGCGGUCGUCGGUGGUGCCGUGGCUGUCCGAGCUGCUGGACGCCGGCAAGUACCGAGUGUUGCUGUACUCAGGGCAGAUGGAUAUCAUCGUGCCGUACCCGGGCACCAUGCGCAUGGCCCAGUCGCUCAAGUGGUCCGGCGCCGAGCCUUUCAAGAACGCCACUCGCAAAAUUUGGCUGGUCGAUAUGUCGGAGGACAACACGACCGAUGUGGCCGGUUACUCGACCACGUAUGGUCAGCUAACCGUGUUGCUGGUCAGGGACGCCGGCCACAUGGUGCCGGGCGACCAGCCGAAAUGGGGUCUCGAUCUCAUCAACCGGUUCACGACUGGUAAACCCUUUUGAUGGUCCACGGUUAUAAUAUUACAAUAUAGUUGAGUGUCGCUGAGGACGAUACUUCUUGUCGAUGCGACAUCUCACCGCAUGGUCGAUACUAUGUCGUGUAUAAUUUUAUUAAAUUUUCCACGCCCGUUGUUUUCUUUUACCGUGUAUUAUUCGUCUGAUGAUUUAUUUGUUAUUUUUGCAUUCCAUACAUUUCUCUACUAACCUACUUACUUGGCGGGAGCAAAAUCUAAUUAUGCGUUGUUACGUGCAUAAUAUUAUCAUGUAAAAUGUUAUGUAUCGUGUACAUACCUUCGCGUUUAUCAUUUAAUGCUGUACGAUUCAACUAUUUAAUUAAGAGAGAAAGCCAAUCAGGUUUAUAAUUUUUAUUUUGUAUAGACACACGUUUUUUACUUAUUUUAAUGCCUGCAAUUUUUUUUAUUCGUCUAUUUGAUACGGAUGUAUUAACGUGUUACUCUUUUAAUAAAUACACACGAUUUAUAAUUUUG
Molecule: messenger RNA, 2211 nt
Organism: Sipha flava (yellow sugarcane aphid)
Lineage: Eukaryota; Metazoa; Arthropoda; Insecta; Hemiptera; Aphididae
Product: venom serine carboxypeptidase-like
Exons: 2
Coding region: 302-1726 (474 amino acids)
Biological process (GO): proteolysis
Molecular function (GO): serine-type carboxypeptidase activity
Source: RefSeq, a predicted model, not a curated record